UAAGUAACGCAAAUUAUUUUAACAUCAUUUAAACAUGCUACAAACAAAUGAAAUAAAUGAUGUAAAACCAUCAUUUUUUGUAGUGUGGUUUGCGUGCCUUUCCCGGCUCAAGGCCACAUCAACCCGAUGCUGCAAGUGGCUAAACUCUUACACACCAAAGGCUUCCACGUCACCUUCGUCAAUACCAUCUACAACCACAAACGUCUCCUCCGUUCCCGUGGACCCAACGCCCUCAACGGGAUACCUUCUUUCCGGUUCGAAUAUAUUCCUGAUGGUCUUCCUGAGACCAACAAGGACGCCACCCAGGACGUCCCUCCUCUUUGUGCGUCCACAAAGAAAAACUGUCUAGCUCCAUUCAAGGAGCUUCUCAGGCGGAUCAACACGGCAGAUGAUGUUCCUCCGGUGAGUAGUAUUGUAUCGGACGGUAUAAUGAGCUUUACCCUUGAUGCUGCGGAGGAACUUGGAGUCCCGGAUGUUGUUUUUUGGACCACCAGUGCUUGUGGCUUCUUGGCUUAUCUACAUUUCUAUCGCUUCAUCGAGAAGGGGUUAUCACCACUAAAAGAUGAGAGUUACUUAACCAAGGAGCACUUAGACACAAAAAUAGAUUGGAUACCAUCAAUGGGGAACUUAAGACUAAAGGACAUCCCAAGCUUCAUCAGAACGACUAAUCCUGACGACAUAAUGCUCAACUUUUUUUGUUCAUGAGGCUGACCGAGUCAAACGCGCUUCUGCUAUCAUUCUUAAUACAUUCGAUGAGCUCGAACAUGACACCAUCCAAUCUAUUAAAUCUA
This is a messenger RNA of Camelina sativa (false flax), 791 nucleotides long. Its product is annotated as UDP-glycosyltransferase 85A2-like. The record is from RefSeq and is a predicted model, not a curated record. Gene Ontology annotation, molecular function: quercetin 7-O-glucosyltransferase activity; quercetin 3-O-glucosyltransferase activity. Lineage: Eukaryota; Viridiplantae; Streptophyta; Magnoliopsida; Brassicales; Brassicaceae.